UAGCGUCGUCAGUGUGUGCCGGUGUGUGGUGGUGUUCGGACGUCUCAUGGCUGGCCCAACUCUGCCUGCCUGACUCCACACACACACACAGCCGUCCGUUGUCUCUCCCCAUUCCUUCCUUACCUCAACUCUCUCCUGUUUUUUUUUACCUCGUUUUAUUACCUCAGGAGCCCGCUGGGUAUGGCUCCCUGGUGUGUAGAGAAGACAGGAAUCAAAGCAAACGCGACAGUAAACGGUGAUAUGGUUUAAAGUGAAUUAUAUUGUUGAUCGUGUUAAAAAAAAUGCAAGUGAACGCUCAAGACAUCUUUCCCUGAUCUGCCUCUUGACAAUCUGGAACAGUGAGGGUCAACACACGCACAGCAACUGAACGCCAUAACAGUGAUAGUGAGUUUAAUCAUAUACAGUGAGUGAAACAAUUCCUCGAGAGAGAAGAAGAAGAAGAAUGAGUUACCACGGGAAGGUCGAAUACGUCGUGAGGUGUUUACCCUGACGCACCAAACUAGACCAACACAGCUACAGAAGGCAAUUACCUUCCUCUCGCUCACCUAUAAAACAACAACAAUGUAUCCAUUCCAUUUCUCUAGUUAAUAUCAUAUACAAACAUUAACCCCCCCCAAAAAAAAAACAUUAUAAUCUGAUCAUAAUACGUGACAAGCGGAUUAUAUGACAUUCCAUUCUGUUUAAUAAUUCACAGACGGACAGCCAUAAGUAAUCAGUGAAUCGGUUUCUCUACUGAUACGCGCGUCGAAGAAUCAGUUCACUGUAAUUUGUUCCCAAGAGCCUCAGAGAUUCACCAAAGUACAAGGUUACAAAACAUUACAGUUGAAAAUUACUCUCCCCCCAAAAUAAAGAGUUUAUAUACUGUAUCUUGACAAAUACAGAAGGUUAACUCUUUCUCCUACUCUCUACCGCUCUCUCUCACUCCUCUCACUCUCUCUCUCUCUUUCUCUCUCUCAGCUGAGGAUUUCGUUGAUACGGUCUGAAUACUUGAGUGAGAGUGAAGCAGUGAGAGAGCCACAGCAAGUGAGAGGGAUUGAGAGGGAGUGAGAGGACCCAACACUCAUCAUGGCUCUCACUACCACUCAGUUCCUACCGGCCAGAUGACUCCACCUUCUCCCAGGAAUGUGUGUGGGUCGUGGUGAAGCAGAAACAACGACGACAACACCUGCUGGUAAACCCCUUCAGGUGGUGAUGGCGAACUCCUGGUGGAAGGCUGGAGGCGGGUACUUGGGCUCCCACACCUGCUGACCACCUAAGGUGCGGGCAGGGGGGGUUAUGACCGCCCCCCAACCGAGUCCACCUCCCCUGCACCGCAAAACUCCGCCCCCCCUGCUGCUGCUGCUGCUUCUCCUGCUGGUGUCCUGGUGCCCUCUACUUCCUCAUACUGGAGCUUGGGGCGCUUCUGCUGCUGCUGCUACCGUCGUAUCACCACCUGCUACCUCUCUCAUCAAGUCUUCCACCCCCAGCGUUGUGACCGUCACCACUGCCACCAUCCCCAAUACCCCCUCCCCCGCAACUACCUCUACCACACCCAGUACCCUAAUUACAGUUUUUGAUGUGUCCUGUGAGCCUUGUCUUCCUGCUGUGGACAUCACCUCCACCAGGGAGUCCAGGAGGCUGCGCCAUGAAGCCAACAUAGACGAAAAUCAAAACAACAGCGUGCACAAGAACCCCCAAGAGACGGAACUCUCGCAGGUUACGACGUCAUUGCCUGCAGUGUACUUUGACUACAGCACCCCGUUCUUUGGUAAUGAAACCUGGCUUGGGGCGGAGUUGGAGGUGAAGGUGUGGUCGAACACGGAAGUAGGGGUGACGGUGGUGAAGGCCAUCGUCAUGUGCACUAUCAUCGUGGUGUCCGUGUUGGGCAACGUGCUAGUGAUCGUCAGCGUGGCGCUGCACCGCCGCCUUCAUUCCACUGCCAACUACCUCUUAGUAUCACUGGCCACGGCCGAUAUGCUUGUAGCGCUUUGCGCCAUGACAUUCAACGCCUCCGUCGAGCUGUCAGGGGGCCGAUGGAUGUUUGGUCGUGUCAUGUGCGAUUUGUGGAACAGCUUCGAUGUGUACUUUUCAACAGUGUCAAUCCUGCACCUGUGUUGCAUCAGUGUGGAUCGCUACUACGCGAUCGUGCGGCCGCUGGAGUACCCUCUUACCAUUACACGUCGCAUCCUGGCCGUGAUGUUGGCCCACUGCUGGCUGGCACCCACCCUCAUAUCCUUCCUGCCAAUCCUCCUGGGAUGGUACACCACCGCCGACCACCUUCGUAGCCGAGACACACAGCCCUACGUCUGCGCCUUCGUCGUGAACGCAGUCUUCGCUCUAGUAUCUUCAGCCGUGUCUUUCUGGGUGCCGUGUACCGUCAUGGUAGUUAUGUACUUUCGCAUAUUUCAGGAGGCGCGGAAACAGGAGCGAAUGUUACUCUCUCGGGCUUCCUCAGCCAAUUCCGCCUCUUACUCCUCCUCCGUCAGGCUGAGCACUGCGCCUCACCAGCAGCGAGACCCGGCAGCAGCAGCUGUGGCACGUCAGCAGCUGUUAGCGGCGUUACAGUCGACGCCUUUCACUCCAGCGCCCCGCCACCAGGAGUUCCUGAUGAAGACCUUCACUGACACGUCGUCGACAGCGUCUGUGGCCACAGCGUCCUCGGGCGUACCGUCCGUGGGCCCUUCCGGUAGCAGCAGCUCCCGUAGCAGUAGCGGCGGUGGUGUUGUAGCAGCCAACAGUGUGGUGGCGGGAAACGGCGCGGGAACCAGCAGUGUGGUUAAGUCCAGUGGCACUAAUGGCAGUAACAGUGGCAGUAUUGGGUGGCGGAACUCCCGACAUGGCAGCACGGCCUCGUGGCAUGGACCAUCACGGCAUAAUUCACAUGUGCCCUGCAAUCGUCGUAUGCACAGCACGCCGCUGGUGACAAACAAGGCUGGGCAACUGCCGGUGAUGGGACGACGGGAACACAAGGCAGCCCGCACACUGGGACUCAUCAUGGGAGCAUUCGUGUUGUGCUGGCUACCUUUCUUCACUUGGUACGUCAGCAUCAAUGUGUGUGGACCUUCCUGCCGCUGCCCCCAUGCCGUCGUCACCGCCCUCUUCUGGAUCGGCUACUUCAACUCCACACUCAAUCCCUUCAUCUAUGCCUAUUUCCGCACUGAUUUCCGCGAUGCUUUCCACAGAACACUCAAGCGGAUGAGUUGUUGUCGUCCUCGUCAACCAGCUGGCGUGUUCGUCUGAUCGUUCUCGCCCUUGACUUAUUCCUCCUCCUAGACCAACUUAGCGACGGUGCUAGCCUAGAACAAGGAUAUUGCAUGUCACUUCUAGACUGUUUAUGAACUGGAAAUUACACUGAUACUGUUUAAUAUUAUCAGUUAUCCCAGCCACGAUAGGUGUCCGUGUACAAUAUAAUCUAGUCAAAACCGCAUUCAUACCCAAUGGUCCAAAUAUCCCAAUUUCGAUACAGGUGCAACAAGUAGAGCUGCUCCAUAGAUACACCAGCAUAGAUAGGUAUAGUGCCAAUGACCGGCUCCUCAAAGAUUCAAGUGUUACAUUUACCCCCGCCCCCACCGAGAAGAGAACGUGUUUAGUUAUGGCAUAUCUUCCGCAGUUUCAACACCAUUCUUACCCUGGUAUCAGUGAGUUAUGUAUGCGCGUUCUUGCAUAUACACUUUGGAGCGUAAAUUUAACUAAAGAACCUUUGAGAAUCUCGGCCCAAAUUUCAGUAUAAGAUGUUCCAUUGGAACUUUAGAAGGGCUGGUGAGUGGCAGUGUCUUAAACGCCGCUAAAAAUGUACAUAACUUCCAGAAGAAACCUCUUCUACGCCAAGUUUUGCACAAUGGAAACUGAUCUUUUACCUUUAAGGUUUAUGAUUGCUUACAAAAGUACACUUAACGGAAAAUGUGAAUCGAGCUUUGAGUUAGAAAUUUUAAUUCAACCAACAGGUACACAGAACCUGUCGAAGUGACCCAAAACAACAAACUUGGAUUAUUGAAUGUGACGGCCGUGUUCAGGGGGAGCAGUGGUGGUAGUUUCUGUUCUCUCGAGCGGAUUGUUAUUUUACUGUGAAACUGGACACCUCAGCCUUAAGCUCGGUCAAUAGAAGAGCCAAGCCAGCUCAUUAAGGAGCAAAAAGCACAACAACACAUCUGAGCUAAGGAUGUUAUUCUUUCGAGGUUGAGUGAUUAGGCUACGGGUACCCAAUUCUUCCUUGGACAACAGUGGAAACUCUUAAACCCACACCAGAAAAAAAUCAUAUUAGGCUCCAAGAAAGUAUUUCUGAGCCGGAAACUUCCGGCAAAAGCCAGGCUAUUGGUAGAUCAGAUAAAACAGUGAACAAGAAUUGGUCAUAAGUUGUAUCAGCGUGGACUGUUAAGCGCCAGUCAGGAUUUGGUAUUAACAGAGCUGACGCAGGUGACGUAACGCAUGCAUGAAAAAGAAGGUUCAGAGGAAAGCCAACGUAAGAUAAUUUUGUAUAGAAGUAAUGCAUUGGUCAAGGUAUGUGCGUCUUGUCUUGUUAUUUACAUCUUCAUAGAUCCAUUCUAAUUUGUCUAUCAUAUUAUGACUAAAGUUCUGCGAUAAAUACUUUUAUAGAAGAACGUUUUGAUAACAAUGACAACAAGAAUUAAAUACCACGAGCUGUCUCAGCACAAUUAAAGCGUCGGGGUGAAAAGUCAAGCUGCUGUCACCGCAGUCAUCACAGCUCUUAUCAAUUUCUUAUGAACUUAGUGUCGCAAAAUAAUUGAGAAAUCAAUAAGUUUUUCUCAAUUUUUAUCACUUACAUGUCUCUGGAAUGUACCGCCAAAGAUUUUUGUUUUAUAAUUUUUUGGAAUAAAGAAGUGAUUUAGUAGUUCUACGCUGGCGGCGUAGCCUAAUGUGACAAGAGAGCAAGUUGGUAUAUGCUCAACAAUGUGUGGUCAGGGAACCUGUGUAAAUAUACAAAAAAAAUAAUAUGUUAUAUCUAAUCACUGUAAAUAAUGAAUGAAGAAUAUAUAUAUAUAUAUAUAUAUAUAUAUAUAUAUAUAUAUAUAUAUAUAUAUAUAUAUAUAUAUAUAUAUAUAUA
Homarus americanus (American lobster) is the source of this 5041-nucleotide messenger RNA. Its product is annotated as octopamine receptor beta-2R-like. The record is from RefSeq and is a predicted model, not a curated record. Gene Ontology annotation, biological process: adenylate cyclase-activating adrenergic receptor signaling pathway. Lineage: Eukaryota; Metazoa; Arthropoda; Malacostraca; Decapoda; Nephropidae. Gene Ontology annotation, molecular function: octopamine receptor activity. Gene Ontology annotation, cellular component: membrane. The transcript has 4 exons. The coding region runs from base 1276 to 3219 and encodes 647 amino acids.